AGGUCAGGUAUAUACUCCAUGACAGCAGAACAAUCGCCACUCGGGUAAAACCUUACAGUCGUCUACAUUCAGUUCAGUGUGACCUCUCAUCGUACAUAUCUCCAUGAAGGUUUUACGAGUGCAACCCACCCCCUCACUCCUUCCUUUCAAGGCACAUCAGUCCAUUGUUUUGUCAAACACUUGUACCUUACCUAUAAUGAACAAGUGAACCGAGCGUGGCAGCGAAAAAAUCAUAGAUGCUCGAAAUUGUGAAAAUAAUUUUUUUUUUUCUAGCCAUUUAUUUUUGUUCCUAACCUAAAAGGUUAUUUACAAGUACUAUAGAAAAGUUAUUGUUAUUACGUCUGAAGAUCUCUAAUUAAUAUUGUACUCUACAAUGUACAUAGCUGUGUUCUGAAGACUUUUCAAGAAAAUGCAACAAAUUUUUACCAAAAUUUCCUUUUUAGCCUCCUUAUAUAAAAAUUGCAGAUAAUGUAUAAUAACCUUUUUCCUUGAACUUUUUCCAGGAAAGAUACUAGGAUCUGGUUAUUUUGGAAUAGUUAGAAAAGCGGAAGCUCAUGGUAUUGUUGCAAAAGAUGUGAAAACCACAGUAGCUGUAAAAAUGGCCAAACAACACAAUGAUUCUUUAAGUAUAAAAGCUCUCGUUUCCGAAUUGAAGAUCAUGAUUUAUUUGGGACAGCACACGAAUGUAGUUAAUUUAUUGGGAGCCUGCACUAAAGACUUGAUAAGAGGAGAAUUAGCUGUGAUUGUAGAAUACUGCAAAUAUGGUAAUUUACGUGAAAUUCUCUUGAAAUACAGAAACAAUUUUACGAAUAAAAUAAAUGAAAAUGAUGAAAUUGUUAUCACCAUUGCUACUGCCAAUUGUAAUGAAAGCACAGGAUCUAUUGGAGAACCAAGAACUAUAAGUCCUAACGAAGAACAAGAACUUGAAGGCACACUGAUCAGUAACGUUCCUACUACGGUACAAAAGUUUACUUUUGGUUCGAAUGGAUGUAUUGAAAGUAAUGAUAUGUACGAACCAGAAUGGCGUUCAAAUUAUAAGUCUGAUUGCAAUGACGCUUUCAACAAGCCAAUUGAUACUACCGACCUGAUUUGUUGGUCAUUCCAUGUUGCUCGUGGAAUGGAAUACUUGACUAGUCGUAAGAUUUUACACGGUGAUUUAGCUGCUAGAAAUAUACUUCUAGCAGAAGGGAAUAUCGCAAAAAUCUGUGACUUUGGCCUUGCCAAGAAUAUGUACCAAAAUGAAGAAUAUAAAAGCAGUAAAACCGUGUUCCCGGUGAAAUGGAUGGCUAUCGAAUCGCUACGAGAUAGGAUAUUUUCAACGCAAUCUGACGUGUGGUCUUUCGGGAUCACCAUGUGGGAAUUUUUCUCAUUGGCAAUAUUACCUUAUCCAGAUUUGGACAAUUCGGAAGUAUACAAAAAAUUGGUUUCUGGCUACAGAUUGGAGAAACCAAAAUUCGCUACGAGUAAAAUAUACGACAUCAUGAUGGAUUGCUGGAAAGAGCACCCUAAGCAACGACCGUCAUUCGACGAUCUAGUUCAAAAACUUCGAGACAUUCUCGAACCUCCUACACAAUCUCAAAACCCUAAUGAUGACGCAAAAGAAUGUGCAAAGAUUUUAAACGCACCCAUAGCCAAGAAUCCCUAUGUGGCUGAGAAUCAGUUGGAAUUGAACGAUAUUUAGGAAUAGCUAUGAAAUUCCAUAAUAUUUAUUUAAUACCUGUACAAUCUAUCAUACCUACUAAAUUCAUUCGCUCAUUGAUUUUAUAAUCACACUCAUCUUUGCACUGAUUUCCGUACAGUUGACCUUUGAAUUUGGGAUCAUUUUCUUUCUCACAAAAAAAAGUGGUCCAAUCAGAGAGACAUUGGGUAUGUUCAUCAGUUCAUCACUGAUUCGAAUGGCAAGGUGGAUUUUACAAAAUCUAAAAACGAUUUUUUUAAAUUAAUAUUUUUUUUGUUUUUUAACGUGUAGGUAUACCUAUCUUUAAAAAUGAUGAAAAUCAAUUCUCUGAAUUAGAUAUACCGCGAGUCCUGGAUAUUUAUUAUAGGCAAUGUUGAAAAUGAAAAUGAGCCCACAAUGAGUAUGCACACGUUAUAUUCAUCUUUCUGCCAAAAAGCUAAUGUGAGGUGAAAAUUUUCGCAUUUUUAAAAAUGAAAUGGUCAGAAAAAAUCCCAAUAUUUUUCAUGAUUUCUGAAAUAAGUUUUAUUUGUGAAAUUUUUUCCUUUGUGUAUUUGUAAGUGUACAUAAUUACUGUGAUAGUCAGUAAUUUCCAAAAAUGAACGAUUUAUUGCAUGACAAC
Molecule: messenger RNA, 2297 nt
Organism: Planococcus citri (citrus mealybug)
Lineage: Eukaryota; Metazoa; Arthropoda; Insecta; Hemiptera; Pseudococcidae
Product: fibroblast growth factor receptor 2-like
Exons: 9
Coding region: 599-1681 (360 amino acids)
Biological process (GO): multicellular organism development; cell surface receptor protein tyrosine kinase signaling pathway; positive regulation of kinase activity
Cellular component (GO): plasma membrane; signaling receptor complex
Molecular function (GO): ATP binding; transmembrane receptor protein tyrosine kinase activity
Source: RefSeq, a predicted model, not a curated record